Linum trigynum is the source of this 718-nucleotide messenger RNA. The record is from the annotation of a GenBank genome assembly. Lineage: Eukaryota; Viridiplantae; Streptophyta; Magnoliopsida; Malpighiales; Linaceae.
ACUCAACUACUUAUUCUGCCCACUGACCCUUAUUUUGCAGGGUUUUGGAGUGCCUCCCAUAAUCAAGAACAUACACCUCACUCAUGCUUCAUAAAACCGCCUAGUACUUUCUAGGCACAAACAAUUUGGCGCCCACCGUGGGGUGAUAGAAAGAGAAGGCAUUUGCGGGCUAGAAAUGCCAACUAUCGAAGAAGAAAUGGAGAUAGAAGAAUGCAUAAAAGAUCAGGGGCAUCAAUUCUCUAGCAUGCUGGAAAUUUUGAGCCAAAUCCUCGCCAUGCUCAAGGAAAAGGACGCUCCCGAAAGCUCAAAAAGGCAAAAGGCCAAAGGCAAGGAAGUGAGAGGCGAGAUUCCUGCCAGCCCUGCUCACCCAGAAGGCAAGAAAUCUGAAGAAGAAGAUGGCGUAGAAUAACUCAAUCUGAUUUUCUUGGAGGAACACAUCAGUUCGUCGUAUGGGAAAGUGAAGGGCCAAAAUGUGUUGCAAAACCCUUAGGCGAAAAAUCUAUUCAAAACGCAAAUACCUUCCAACUUCGUAUGGCUGGGAUUGCCGGCCUAGAUUGGAAACUCUAACCCAACGGAACAUCUGAGCGUCUUCAUGCUCAAGAUGUAGCUUACUAACACCUCAGAUGCAGAUCUAUGCAAGGCGUUCCCAAUCACUUUCAGCGGCCAAUGCAGGACCUGCUACAUCUCCCUCUCGAAGGAAUAAUCGAAAGCUUUGAAC